GAUGUUGACUGGUUGAAGAGCUGCGGUUACUAGGAUAUUUUGACUGAAUAUGCCACAGUUAAUGUUUAAUUUAGGGACUAAAACAACAUUUUUAUGUCUGACUUUACUUUCUGAGGUAAACCAGAAUUGUACGAUAUAUAUAUCCUAUUAUGUGUGCCAUAUUUGUGGCCGUUUGCUAUUUGAAUGUUACAAAACUGCAAAAACAGAACAAAUAAGUAGUGUUUACAUAAAUGUGAAAACUUUAUACGUUUUUACAGAUUAAGGAUUACUUUUUGCAGUUAUGUUCAGACCCAAAUAAUUUUUUUUAUUCUGAAUUUUACAUUUUUAUAAGAAAAAUACAUGCUGCGUAUUAGCUCUUUAUGUUUCAUAAAAAUGUUGUUUUAUGAACGUGUGGGAUUGUGGUGAUUCAAAGCUGAGGAUUAUGCUGACAGCAGAUGAUCAACAUUUUGGACAAAAACUGGAGUUGAGUAUGGGUCAAAAUCAAAGUGACGAAGAUGAGGAAGUGGAACUAUCAGACAUCCAGCCUCUUUAUACCAGUUUCAUGAGAGAGUGCCCAAGUGGAGCUCUGCAUCUUCAUGAAUUCCGCAAGAUCUUCGGAGUUCAGAGCACAUCGGAAGUUGAGGCUUUGUACAUGGAAACGCUCUUCAAAUCUUUUGACACAAAUAGGGAUAAUGUCAUAGACUUUAUGGAAUUUGUAGCAGCUGUCCACCUGGUUCUGAGAGGAAAUCUAGAGGACAGACUGAGAUGGUCUUUUAAAGUCUAUGACAGUGAUGACAAUGGAAAGUUGGACAAACACGAAGUUAAAAGGAUUAUAAGGAUCAUUUGCCAACUUAAGAAAGACAUUAACAUGACACCUAGUGAAAUUUGUGACAGGAUAUUUGAACUUUUGGAUGAAAACAAAGAUGGUCAGAUAUCCCUGUCAGAGUUCAUGGAAGGGGCACAAAAAAAUGCCUGGAUUAUGGACAUCCUAAAACUGGACACUAAUGCACGGGGUUGGUUCAGAGAAAACUUGGGGAAAAAAACAUGAGUUUUCAAUCUAAGGUCAUGGCCCAUGGGACAAAACCUUCUUGCCCUUUUACAACCUUUCAAAUGUUGGGGUCUGCAAAUGGGAGAGACCUGGUAUAGAGGUCAGAAAAUAUUUGCCUUCUGUCACGAGCGAGUACGUGCCUCAUCACACAUGGAUCACUUUGAUGUUUAACCAGUCUACAUGUGUAAAAGUAGGUUUUGUCAAAUUUUCUUCUGAGUGUGGUGAUGAUGCUGAUAUUCUUAUGGCGGAUGGAUAUACCCAAAAAUUAGAAUUAGGAAAAAUUAAUAAUUUAAAUUAGGAGCAUGAAUCGUGUGUUCAUAGAGGAAACAAGGUUCCAUAGUUAAUUUUACUAUUUAAAGGUACAAUUUGUAGGACCUGCCACUAGAGGGCGCACUACCAAAACAAUAACAAUCACGUGGUUUGAUGAUGCUAAGAAGGUGCGUGGAAUGAUGGGAUUUGUUGUCUUCUACCCAACCGCUGACGGCCAUCAAUCAGACGGAAAGAUAAAUCAUGGAUUUAACGGAUGAGGUAAAGUUUUAUAAAUGUAUAAACUAUGGAUCAGACACGUCCUCGCGUGGGUCUAGAGACGCGAUGCCCCGCGUUUGGCGUGUAUGCCCCAUAAUACUAAUCGUGUUGAUUGUUAUAAUGGCAUACGUUUUCUGUAAAGAUAUGAAUCAAAACAACUCACCUGUCGAGUAAAACACAAGCGAGAUCGGCAUCUCUUUCUAGGUGAAGUUUGUCGCGAAGCUCUCUCCAUCUAGAAAAUGCAACACUGAUUUUGAUCCUUGCUCUUUCUCCCCUCUUGUCCCAAACUCUUCUUGGGUCGUUUGGUUGGCCCGUACGCUUACGUUUACGGGAGCUGUCCUUGUCGACAGAACCAGCGGCAGAUGGUAAACAGUAAUUAUGGUCCAUAAAUAAGUAACA
Megalobrama amblycephala (Wuchang bream) is the source of this 1951-nucleotide messenger RNA. It is a transcript of the gene guca1g, whose product is annotated as guanylate cyclase activator 1g. Gene Ontology annotation, molecular function: calcium sensitive guanylate cyclase activator activity; calcium ion binding. Gene Ontology annotation, biological process: visual perception. The transcript has 5 exons. NCBI's taxonomy places the organism in Eukaryota, Metazoa, Chordata, Actinopteri, Cypriniformes, Xenocyprididae. The record is from RefSeq and is a predicted model, not a curated record. The coding region runs from base 383 to 1027 and encodes 214 amino acids. Gene Ontology annotation, cellular component: photoreceptor inner segment; cone photoreceptor outer segment.